Molecule: messenger RNA, 716 nt
Organism: Penaeus vannamei (Pacific white shrimp)
Lineage: Eukaryota; Metazoa; Arthropoda; Malacostraca; Decapoda; Penaeidae
Product: putative gamma-glutamylcyclotransferase CG2811
Cellular component (GO): cytosol
Molecular function (GO): gamma-glutamylaminecyclotransferase activity
Source: RefSeq, a predicted model, not a curated record
AAAAAUAAGGACAGUUGUCAACUCAGCCUGUCGCCAUGAUAAGCAACGUCAUUUAAUUUCAACGGACAGUGUCUCGGGAAAGGUUCUCGAAAAUGGCUACCAACCUCGUCUUUGUGUACGGCACCUUGAAGCAGAAUGAACCGAACCAUCACUGGCUAACCGACAAGGAAAAUGGAGAGUCUAAGCUUGUUGGGAAGGCGACGACCCAAGAACGAUAUCCUCUUGUCAUAGCUUCAAGAUUCAACAUUCCAUUUUUGUUAGCUGCUCCGGGAAAAGGAGAGCACGUUGAAGGCGAGGUAUAUGAGGUGGAUGAGAAAAUGAUGUCAAAUUUAGACAUUCUGGAGGAUCAUCCCAAACUUUAUGAGAGAAAGAAAAAUAAAAUGACGUUAGAAACAACGGGUGAAGUAAUCGAGAGUUGGAUCUACCUACUACACAAGUACCGUCCAGACAUGCUUGAUUUACCAAUGUUAAAAUCUUACUCAUCAAAGGGUUCACAUGGGAAGGAAUACGCUGCGAGUGAAGAUGAUUUGUCUGAUCCAGAAAACAUAUGAUACGAAAGAAGCAAGAAGUUCUACACCAGAGGCCUGGAGAUUGCGUGGCAUGUUUGAUGUUUAAUUCCUUUCUUAACCCAUUGGCUGUGGAUUGACAUACAGUCCAUAGUAUUUUUGCUUUGUUUUUAUUUUUUCUGUACACAGAUAGCUCUUAGCUACAAAUCA